Messenger RNA from Exaiptasia diaphana, 1430 nucleotides. Its product is annotated as inward rectifier potassium channel 2. Gene Ontology annotation, biological process: regulation of monoatomic ion transmembrane transport; potassium ion import across plasma membrane. The coding region runs from base 24 to 1232 and encodes 402 amino acids. The record is from RefSeq and is a predicted model, not a curated record. Gene Ontology annotation, molecular function: inward rectifier potassium channel activity. The transcript is spliced from 2 exons. Gene Ontology annotation, cellular component: plasma membrane. Lineage: Eukaryota; Metazoa; Cnidaria; Anthozoa; Actiniaria; Aiptasiidae.
UGAGCAGUAUAACYGAUAGGCUAAUGAAUCAAGACGAGCAUCCUAGUUAUUAUUCUACUAACAGUGAUCAAAUUAGCACUCAAUUUCACUCGUAUCAGCAUAAAACAACAAGUACGAUGGUAGACAUUCUUCCAAAAUCACCAACUGCAAGCUUUGAGCCUGAGUUUCAAUUCUUAAAUACUAGCACUAGAAACAGAUUGGUAGAUAAGAAUGGAGACUUGCGAGUUAAAUCAAUGAAAGUACCUCAAAGAACAAAGCUAUAUUUAGCUGAUUUAUUUACUACGGCUGUUGAUUUGCGAUGGAAGUGGGUGACAUUCAUAUUUUGUAUGUCUUAUAUAUUUUCCUGGAUUUUCUUUGGGACUUUGUGGUGGUUCAUGGUGCUGACAAGAGGAGAAGGAUUCUGUGUUUCCGGGAUGAAUGACUGGACCACAGCAUUCCUGUUCUCUAUUGAGACACAACAAACUAUAGGAUACGGAUCUCGUGCAAUAAGCCCCAAGUGUUUUGAAGGUAUCAUUGUAUUACAAAUCCAGUCUCUGAUAGGAGUACUUCUGGAUGCAUUUCUACUAGGACUUACAUUUGCUAAGAUUUCUCGCCCUAGAGAAAGAGCAAGGACUGUAAAGUUUUCCCAGCAUGCAACAAUAGCAUUACGUGACAACAAAAUGUGCUUAAUGUUUAGAGUUGGAGACAUUAGAAAAAGUCAAAUUGUCGAAGCUCACAUACGAGCACAGCUAUUUAGAAAACUCAAGACAACUGAGGGACAUGAGCUUCCAUUUUAUCAGCAAGACCUGCGUAUAUGUUAUGACUGGAGAUAUUGUGACUAUGAUGACAAUAGAUACCAGGUUUUUCUCAUGUUACCUUUAGUAAUAAUUCAUAUUAUUGAUGAAAAUAGUCCACUGUUUCACAUCACACCAGAGAAACUUCAGCAAGAGGAGUUUGAGAUUGUUGUUGUACUGGAUGGCAUGGUUGAGGCUACUGGACUUAAUACACAGCCAAAGUCAUCAUACUUGAACAAUGAGAUUUUGUGGGGCUAUGAUUUUGAGAAUGUGCUGGAGGAGAACCAGCAUAGCAAAGGUUUUUACUGGGUGGAUUUCUCUAAACUUGACAGARUAAAGAAAGUUGCAAUGCCAUCAUGUUCACCAAAGGAACAUUACCAACAACUGAAACUCAGAUCCAACAGUAGUGUGAACUCAGGAUUCAAUGAUCAUAGUACUUUACCUGGGGAAUAUAUCUGAUAAAUGGACAAAACAUAAUCCUUUUCAGACAAAAAGAUCAUAUUUUUACUGCUUUUACAAAAUGGUAUUAUUUAUAGACAUAAUUUCUUACUAGAGUGAUUUUCAUUAACCCGUGAAACAAAGUGUAAUAGUCAAAGUGUAAUAAAGUGUAAUAGCCAAGAAAUAUAAUAGAAAACAAAAGAGACAAAGUGUAAUAAA